Molecule: messenger RNA, 3250 nt
Organism: Seriola aureovittata
Lineage: Eukaryota; Metazoa; Chordata; Actinopteri; Carangiformes; Carangidae
Product: small conductance calcium-activated potassium channel protein 1-like
Exons: 10
Coding region: 484-2526 (680 amino acids)
Biological process (GO): potassium ion transmembrane transport
Cellular component (GO): neuronal cell body; neuron projection; plasma membrane
Molecular function (GO): small conductance calcium-activated potassium channel activity; calmodulin binding
Source: RefSeq, a predicted model, not a curated record
CUCAUCUGUCGUCAUAUGCAGGAGAAGUUCAUAACCUCUGCUUGAGUCUAUGGGAGGGGCUCCGUGAUGCUGAGGCUGCUAAUGGAUUGUUGGAAAGUUCAUACAUGAAGAGCGUUUGGACGUUUGGAAUAUUUUUGAUCUGAUCACUCUGGAGUUCUUUGGUGUUGCAGCUUGAUCAGUUUUCACUGUGGUUGACCUUAAAUUUUCGAAUGUCUUCUUGAAGCAAGUGAAGUUGUUUGUUUCUUUGGAAAUCACAACAGGACUUUACUUGGAGUAUCUCUGUCUGAUUCAUUCAGAUGUGACCUUCAGCACCAUAAGAGUGAAAUACUAAGAUACUCUGGGGAAUUACAGAUAAAACAGUCGGCUAUAAGAGUGAAGGCCUUUUUUUCUCAUCCUCAUAGUGGACUGUGUGUUGACUGGAAAACCUGACUGAGAAGCCCCUCAAAAAGAUUCGGUGAAUCAUCACCCUUAAACCUCCUCACCAUGGAGCACUCCCCCUCUAUGAACUUGUCGGUGGUGGAUGGAGAUGAGGUGGAGGACCAGCGCCCCCUCCUCCCACUAAGGAUGGUUCCUCCGCCUCAGGCCUGCUCUCCGCAGUGUGGGAUACACCACACAGUCCAAACAUCAGCUGACCACACUGUGUGGCUGGACAGAACCCAAGCCAUGGCCACCUCACCUUUAUACAACGGCCAACUUUAUGUCGCAUCGUCACCUCGCUCCAAUAGGAGACGAGACAAAGCCAAAGGCAAAGAGAAGAAGUGUGAGAAAAGGUCAGGGUGUAGUAAACAAAACAAGGAGCGAAAUCACCAGUGCAAAGCCAAAAACACAGGAUCUCACAGACUGCAGGAGAAAGUCACCUCUUUCACUGACAUCCCCAUUUCUCCCUGCGGGUCACCCUUCCAGGGCCCCUGCAGGUCAUUUGUAGACGUCCAGGAUGUUGAGGGCAGAGGACGCUGCAGGCCAGGGAUCGUCUCCUUGGAGAUGCACGACCGCCAGAGUCUCCCAGAGAUCAUCAUCACCAGCAAAGAUGACGACCCUCAGCCACACAACGAGACCUCACAGUAUCAUCAGGACCUGCCUGAGGCCAAAGGCCUGCUGCCGGGAGCAGAGUGUCCCAGUCCAAACCCCGGUCCUAGUCCUCAGCUGAGUCCGAAACACAAGGUAGACGGCAAGGACGACAACUACUGGAAGACCCACAGCAUCGGCUGGCGGCUGCUCCGUAGGAGAUCUAUGUUCCUGAGGAGGCAGCGGCUGAGCGACUGCGCCCUGGCAGUCGGGAUAUUCGGGGUGGUGAUGAUGGUGAUGGAGACAGAGCUCUCCUGGAGCGUCUACAGCAAGAGCUCCAUCUACUCCCUCGCACUCAAGUCCAUCAUCAGUUUUUCUACGAUCAUCCUGGUCGGCCUCAUCAUAGCGUACCACUGCUGUGAGGUGCAGCUCUAUGUUCACGACAUUGGUGCAGAGGAUUGGCGGAUUGCCAUGACAACCGAACGUGUGGCUCUGAUAGCCCUGGAGCUGGCGGCGGUGGCCAUCCAUCCCUAUCCGGUGGGUCUGCUGGCGUACUUCCAGCACACCACGUCUCGCUUGUCGCUGUCAGAGACGGAGCUGGAGAUCAUCCUGGCUCUGCCCAUGUUCCUCAGACUCUACCUGCUGGGCCGGGCCAUGAUGCUGCACAGUCGCCUCUUCACUGACACCGCAUCCCGCAGCAUCGGAGCGCUCAACAAGAUACACUUCAACACCCGGUUUGUGGGGAAAACACUAAUGACCAACUACCCCGGCACUGUGCUGAUGAUUUUCAGUGUUUCUCUGUGGAUUGUUGCAGCGUGGGGCUUACACGUUUGUGAGAGACACCACAACUACAGAGACCUCAGCAGCAACUACAUGGAGGCCUUGUGGAUGGUGUCCGUCACCUUUUUGUCCAUUGGUUAUGGGGACGUGGUGCCUCACACCUACUGCGGACGCAGCAUCUGCCUCCUUACUGGUAUAAUGGGAGCAGGCUGCACAGUCCUGGUGGUGGCGGUGGUUGCCAGGAAGCUGGAGUUGACCAGAGCAGAGAAACAUGUUCACAACUUUAUGAUGGACUCCCACAUCUCCAAGAGGAUAAAAAUUGCUGCAGCAAAUGUGCUGAGGGAGACUUGGCUUAUCUACAAACACACUAAGCUGUCAAGAGAAAGAGAUCACACCAGAGUCCGCAUGCACCAGAGGAAGUUACUUCUGGCCAUCCACCAGUUGCGUCGUGUAAAGAUGGAGAAGAGGGUACUUGCAGACCAGGGGAACACACUAGUGGACCUCUGCAAGAUGCAGAACCUGAUGUAUGACGUGCUGUCGGAGGUGCAGGGCUGCAGGGGGGAGCUGGACUCGCACAUCCGCUGCCUGGAGAAGCACGUGGAGGAGCUGAGGGAGGGCUUCAAAAGCCUGAUGCCGCUCCUGUCCAGCACCCUGUCCACGCAGAACUCCUCCAUCCGCCACCUGCUCAGGGAGAGGGAGGUGAAGACAGAGGCCGCUAGUGUGAGUGGAGGUGACAGGUAGAGAGAGGCUGAGGAAGGUGAUGGAGAAAGUGAGGGCCUCCUAAGGUGCUCCAGGAGGAUUUAUCUGCUUGUAGUGCAGCUAAAAUGAUUUUUCUUUUUGGAGGUGGACAGACAGGUGUGAUUAGCGAAGUGAAGGCUGUACAGAUGUAAUGUAAAAUUGUAUUAAAAAAUAGCUAGACCAUUUCCUGUAGCAUAAACACCAUUCAACAGAAAUGUAGUUUAGCCAUAAUUGACUUUUCAUUCUGACUUUUGAAUCUCUCCUGGACUGACAAAUAAAAAAAUGACCAAACUGAACAUUUAACCGAUAAACCGUUUACAAAAGAUUCCAGGUUACACGAUAGUAAACUGAAUAUUUGAGUUUUGGACAGUUGGUCAGACAUCAACUUGUGAUGGACAUUUUUUCAGUGUUUUAAGUUUUAUAGAGCAACUGAUAAUUCAUUAAUGGAGAAAAAAAAGUGUUAAUCAAUACAAGUGAUUGUUAGUUGCAGCCCUCUUUAAAACAUAACUACCAAAUAUUAAAGCUGGAGUGUGAUUACUCCACUGUCUGCGAGAAGCUUUAUCUCUAAACACUGCACUUUUUUCUGAUUCAAUAAAAACUGCAGAAAUUUAAAUUCAGUCUGGUUUUGUAAAAUAAAGAUGCAGAGUUAUGGUGUCCUCAUAAUUCUGUAUUCUACACCUGUAGUACUUUCUAAUAAAGAUGAUACGUCCACUGCCUUUGUCUCACA